Guillardia theta CCMP2712 is the source of this 1959-nucleotide messenger RNA. RefSeq lists its product as hypothetical. NCBI's taxonomy places the organism in Eukaryota, Cryptophyceae, Pyrenomonadales, Geminigeraceae. Bases 1 to 1959 code for a protein of 652 amino acids. The record is from RefSeq and is a predicted model, not a curated record. The transcript is spliced from 30 exons.
AUGUCAUCUCCCCCGCACGAUGCGUCUCCCCUGCGAUCCGACAGGUCAUUCUCAGCAAGUCGACGAGACGCGGGAAGUCUAGUGGUCGACGACCUCCUUCAGGGAAUGAAUGAGUGGAGGAACAUCCAAGACGUUAUCCGCAGUACCUUCAAGGCGCUGCAUGAUGUGAUCAAGGCUCAGGGCGACGCUGUGAAGUCGCUGGAGCGCCAGCUUGAAGGGAAGGCCUCUAGUGCAGACGUGCAGGCAGCUCUUCAACGGAAAGCAAACAUAGCAGAUGUAAACAGAAGCAUCUCAGACAUCGCUCACUCACUCGAGACGAAAGCGUUGGUGGGUGAUCUUGAUAACAAACCGGACCGAGACGAAGUUCAGAAGUCUGCCCUCAAGGGAAAAGCAAGCCUUGCCGAUGUCACGUCUGAACUGGACAGGAAAGCUGACAGGGACGAGAUCGAGAGUUUCAGAUCGCAGGUUGAGAAGCAUCUUAAUGAUCUUUCAAGCAAGCUUGAAGAGCAGAGCCGAGAGAUAGAGAGAAGAGCUCUGAGGGAUGAAGUCACUUCGCAGUUGCUGCGCAAAAUGGACAUCUCUCCCUUCGAGGAGAAGUUUGGAUCUGUCGGCCCUCAUCGUACCGUGGCACAGAUCCUGUACAACAAAGUCGACAAUGCGACCCUUGACAAGGCAAUCAACAACAUGAUGGACGAGGAAAGUUACUGCAAUGGAAUCCGGCACAAUGACAACAUCUCGAAACUGUCGAUGAGACUCGAUGCGGUAGACAGUGACAUGUACGCGAGCAAAACAAGUGUUCACAAGCAGUCCUCGGACUUGCAGAUGAAGAUGGAGACUUUGGCAAGGGAAGUCUCGCAGCUAACAAACACUCACCAAGGGAGCUCGACGUCUCUCCUCGAGAUGAAGACUUUAAUCUCACAGAACAACGCAGAGUACGCGCAGCAGAUCUCCAAGAUGAGAGCAGAUUGUAAGGCGGACAUGAACGAAGUAGAAAGCUCGUUGGGCUUCAAGAUCAAAACCGAGAUCACAGCUGCACGCGACCAGUUCGAGCGUCGGCUCAUGGAUACAGUUCAAGAGUUGGACGAAAGGAUCGAAAACUUGAAAACCUUCAACAGGAGAAUACUUGACAACUUGGAGAAAGAAAUCAGCAUCAAGGCGGACAAAUCUGCUCUGGACAAGAAGAUCGGAUACGACGCCAUGGACGAGAGCCUGGCGAUCCAGGAGCAAUCUCUACAGCGAGUUGUUUCCAUGGUGAUGAUGGAUGGGAUUCACAAAGAGAUGGAGCAGAAGUAUAAGAAUCUUGAUGAGGAGUGCCUGACGGAGACGGAAGAAUUGAAGAGAGACAUGCGAAAGAAGGCAGACAUCAAGGAAGUGAACUUGCUGAUCGACUCAAAGGCGGAUGUAGAUGAGGUGGAUGUUGUUCUUGCUCGCUGCCUGCAUCUUCUUCCCUUGCUGUUUAACCUCCCUGCCCUGUCGCAUCCUCUGACUCCUCGUCCGGAGGUCAAUCGUGCCCUGCUGGAUGUCAAUGGACAGCUGAGUCUCAAGGCAUCUAUGGCCGACAUCUCUUCGACGCUGCAUGAACAAGUCAUGCUCAACUCAGCCCUCAUCACCGAGCUCUGCCUUGGCCGAUGGAUAUGGAAAUCUCUCAAGACAAAACUGGGGAUUUUCAGCCGAAAGAAGCCCACUGUCAAGGUGCAAGUCAACGGAGAGCCGAUCCUUACAAUCUCCCCACAGUCCAGGUUGACAGCAGACUGUCAGUCCUAUCUGCUCAUCUUCGUUGCAGCAUACAACAACAUGGAGGGGGAGGCUACACAGCUCGGGCAGGUUCACCAACAGGCAAGCAACAUCACCGGCCUCACUCACAUUGACUUCCUUGCACUCCCGUCACGUGCUCGUAUCGCCAUCGCGUACCAGGGCGAUGAAGACGCUGAAGCUUUCCUUGGGUUAAGAAAGUUGUGA